Molecule: messenger RNA, 1536 nt
Organism: Uncinocarpus reesii 1704
Lineage: Eukaryota; Fungi; Ascomycota; Eurotiomycetes; Onygenales; Onygenaceae
Exons: 5
Coding region: 1-1536 (511 amino acids)
Molecular function (GO): oxidoreductase activity, acting on paired donors, with incorporation or reduction of molecular oxygen, reduced flavin or flavoprotein as one donor, and incorporation of one atom of oxygen; heme binding; iron ion binding
Source: RefSeq, a predicted model, not a curated record
AUGGCCACAUUUCUACUGAUCCAGUACGUCGCUUGUAUCGUCUUCGCGUACGUUGGCUAUUGUGCGAUUGUGCGAUUCCGGGAAUAUUGUAGUGAUACGGCUUUCGGUCGCCGGCUUGGAUGCCAGUUGCCCCCCGAGUUAACUAAAAGAUUGCCGUUUGGGAUCGACCGGAUUAAAGACCUCUGGGAGACGGACUCCAAGGGCAAACUCUUGGCUUAUCUUUGCGAUGUUGCGGAGCAGUAUGAGCCUGGGAACAACUUGACCCAGUACCUUUUGGUCGGGCCUCGAGCGUUUCAUGUCCUUCACCCUGCGAAUCUGGAAGCAGUGUUAUCCACCAACUUCAGCGAUUAUGGAUUUGGGGCCAGACGGGCGAUUUUCGCGCCAUUGUUGGGUAACGGGAUUUCUACUCAGGAAGGCCAUGCCUGGAGACAUUCUCGAGAGCUUCUGCGGAAGCAAUUCAUUCGAGUUCAGUAUCAAAACCUGGAUCAUUUUCGUGAGCACGUCGACAACUUGAUUGCUUGCCUCCCAAAAGACGGCGUGAUUGAUCUUCAACCACUAUUCUUCAAUCUCACUCUGGACGUCGCCACACAUUUGUUAUUUGGCAGGUCGGUCUACAGCUUAAGGGCUGGUAUUGAUCAAGACAGCAAGAACAAAGUCUUCGCGGAGAGUUUCAAUGUUGCCCUGAAAGGUCUUGCCAGGCGAUUCCGUAGUGCUCCCUUCCAUUUCUUAUACAAUCCCUCUAAGUUCCGAAAAGCAUGCGCAAAUGUCCAUCACUUCGUUGAACAGUAUAUCGACGAAUUGGAUAUAGAGGAAACAGAAGCGAAAGACGAUAGUUCUUAUAUGUUUUUCAGACAAGUCGCCCGGGAGUCAGCAACAAAGGAAGAUCUUCGGGACCAGCUUCUCAACGUCUUGUUUGCAGGUCGAGAUACUGCAGCUUGUUGUUUAUCAUGGACGCUUCGUCUUCUCAUCCGGCAUCCGUAUGAAAUGGAGCGUCUUCGAGCCGAAGUUGCUUCCGUCAUGAGGGAGUCAAGCCAUCCCACAAGGCAGCAAAUACGGAAGAUGCCCUUCCUUGCUUGCGUGAUCAAAGAGAGUCUGCGUCUAUAUCCGCCUGUACCACUCAACAACCGCGAAGCAGUGCGAACAACAGUUUUGCCGACUGGGGGUGGUUCAGACGGACAGAGCCCCAUCUUGGUUCGCAAGGGGGAGUUAGUUGUCUUUUCACAAUACGUCAAUUCCCGAAAGAAGAAUAUCUGGGGACCUGAUGCCUAUGAAUUCCAUCCCGGCAGAUGGGAAGAAAACAAGCUCUCAGACAUUGGAUGGGCAUAUUUCCCCUUCAGCGGGGGUCCACGAAGGUGUUUGGGCGAGGAUUUCGCGCUGAUGGAGGUUUCGUACACUCUUGUCAGGUUAUUGCAGACGUUCCCAUCUAUAGUACUCCCAGAUGAUGAGCCUGUGGAACCGGUGGGGAGCGAGAGGCAGCGAUUGACAUUAGUUUUGUCCAGUGCCAAUGGCUGCAGGGCACAUGUUCAGUCUGCAUGA